AUGACGGAGCAGUCACCGCAACCGAGCCAUGAGUUGGCGCGCGAUACCGAUGCCCAACCGUCGGAGCAUGAGCCAGCAAUAGCCGCCAACGAAACGUUCCCGCUUGUAGAAAACAAAGUUACCGAUGAUGUCGCGCACGAGAAAGAUGUUGAAUCAGGAGAUGCGAUGGGCAAGGAAGGGGGUACCGAAGGCAGAGAUGUAAAGAAUGAGGAAAGUAAUGAUAAAAAGUCGGGCCGCGAUGAAGACAAUGGAGAAGAGGAGGAAGAUGACGACGAUGACGAUGAAGCUGACGAUGAAGACGACGACGACGACGAAGAUGAUGAGGAGGAUGAUGAUGAGGAUGAGGAACCAAGACUCAAAUAUGCUCGGUUAACUCAACACCUUAACGGAGUGUAUCGAAACGGCGAUGCAACUAGCGCGUUUCUUGUCGCGGGAGAUAAAAUGAUAGUUGGAACGCAUAAUGGCAAUAUCCACAUUGUUCAGCUCCCCAUGUUCCAAUCCAUGAGAGUAUACCAUGCGCACUCAGCCUCAGUUACCUCUAUAUCAAUAUCUCCGUACCCUCCCCCUUUGCCAACUGAGAAGAAGCCGGAAGCAGCGCCAAGGCAUACUACAUCCAGCAACGCUACUGUCUCCUCUGGCCGCCAAGCCGAUGCAUCUCCGGCGGCAGCCUUCAGAAGACCCCGCGAAGCGUCACAAAUCCCCAGGACGCCAUCUAACGAUAUUUAUGUGGCGACUUCCUCUUUGGAUGGCAAUGUCUGUGUGCAGUCUCUUAUUGAUAUGAAGGAUGUCCAGCUGCGGAACUUUGCCCGGCCCGUUCAAGCUGUGGCUCUGUCGCCAGAAUUCAAGACAGAUCGUACCUAUUUGUCAGGAGGGCUUGCUGGUCAGCUCAUUCUUACCGCCGGAGGUGGUCCGGGUCGCAGUACCUCGACAACAACUGGAACUGCUGCGGCCACAGCUUCCGGCUGGCUGGGUAGUAUGGGACUUGGCAGCAAUAGUGGCAAAGACACUAUCUUACACUCUGGCGAAGGAGCUAUCAGCACUAUUAAAUGGUCCCUGUCUGGGAAAUAUGUGGUCUGGCUCAAUGAACAUGGAAUCAAAAUUAUGCGGUCAAAGCUCCACCUCGAGAGCGCAGAUAUAGAAGAUGCAUGGAAACGAGUUGGACACAUUGAUCGCCCACAAACUGAUGAAUGGGAGACCAUGGCAAGUGUAUGGAAAGGCCGCGUUGAAUGGAUCGAUGAACAAGCUGUUGAAGUGGAUGAAUCUGACCAGAGCAAUGUUGAUAAAGGGCUAUCUCCUGCUGCACACAAGCUCAGAGAACAGGCUGUAAUGGGCAAGAAGAAUAUCGAGCGGUUGCUUGUAGGUUGGGGUGGGACGAUAUGGAUCAUACACGUUCAUCCAGGAGGCGUCGGUGUCGGCCGGCACGCUGGCGAGAAGACUGUCGGGCGUGCCGAAAUUGUUAAAAUACUUCGGAUGGAUUGCAUCAUUUCCGGCAUUUCGUUAUAUACCCACAACCUUUUGUUAGUACUCGCGUAUUGCUUGCCUGAAGACGAGGACGAGGACGAGGAUGAGGAUUCCGGAUUGGUUUCAAACUCGCCAAACAAAAAGCAUAAAUCCAAUCCUUCAACAGGAAGCGAGCCCUCUGGCGGUGUUCGCCGCCGACAGAAUAACCAGCCGCCUGAACUCCGCCUUAUCGAUCUCAACUCCCAGGCCGAAGCCGACAAAGACAGUUUGAGCGUCAGUCGUUACGAGAGAUUGUCAUCAGGUGAUUACCACUUAGGCGUUUUGCCUGCACGCAAUGCUGCGUCUGCAAUCGCUUCAUCUCGGGGCGCUCUGGAGGCGAUCGCCGGGAUCGGCACGGAUAUGUGGAAUGCGGCCAUCAACCCUCGCUCCCUAUUCAGUUCCGGGGCUAGUAUUCGUAGCCGAGGGAGCGGUGAUGAUUCUAGUCUCGUAGGGAGUACGGCAGGGACGAUUCGACCCGGCACCAAUCAAAGACUUUCCCCCACCGUUCAUUCUGGUCUUGUCAAACCAGGCGUGAAGAUCUUCAUACAUAGUCCGUAUGACUGCAUUCUCGCGACCAGACGAGAUCUAAGUGAUCAUUUGGGAUGGCUUCUAGAGCGCCAACACUACCAGCGUGCCUGGGAGUUACUCGAUGAACACCCGGAGAUCAUGGCACCGCUAAACGAAAGGGCUAAUGAUGGUACUCCUUUGACUCCCACACUGAACCAGGAGCCUAGUGACGAAUUCAAUGAUGACGAAUCUGUCGUCGAUUCGCAACUGCGAGAUUUCUAUUCUUCGGCAGAGCGAGAGAAAAGGCGUAUCGGAGAACUCUGGAUACAAGAGCUUAUUGAAGAGAAUAACUGGGCAUCUGCUGGUAAAGUGUGUGGCCAGGUGCUCAAGACGCCUGACAGAUGGGAGAAGUGGGUUUGGACAUUUGCUGGUGCGAAGAAAUUCGAUGCUAUCACGGACUACAUUCCCACAGAGCCCAUGCAUCCGCCCCUUCCUUCGACUAUUUAUGAAGUUGUACUUGGCCAUUAUAUUCAAAACGACAAGCCAAGGUUUAGGGAGCUAUUGGAUCGUUGGUCACCUGAGCUUUUCGACAUAAAAACAAUCACAACUGCGCUGGAGAACCAGCUCAAGUAUCGAGACGUGCGCGAAGACAGCCUCGACGAAGGGGAAAAGGGGCGAGACUGGAGGAUCGUAAUAGAGAGCUUGGCAAGGUUACACGAGGCCAAUGGACGACAUCGCGAGGCUCUCAAAUGCUAUAUCAAGCUCCAUGAUGCGGAUUCGGCUUUCAGGUUGAUUAGAGACAACCACCUUGCAGAAGCUGUUGAAGACGAUAUUCCUAGCUUCAUUGGCCUCAGAGUUCCGUCGGGUAAAGUCAACGAAAUGACAGCAGAGGAGCUUGAUGAAGCGACAUCAGAAGCCAUCACACUGCUCGUUGACGAAGCUCAGCAUGGCCUCCUGCGCCCAGAUAUUGUGGUGGAGCAACUACUCUCCAAGAAGCUCAACCUUUACAUAUACUUCUAUUUCCGAGGUCUAUGGAAGGGCGAUGGCAUUCAGGAACAUAGUGGAGAGAAUGUGGACCGGCUGGUGAUGGACAGUCAAUCUUUGGUUGACAACUUCGCGGAUUUGGCUGUACAUUUGUUUGCGACUUUCGACCGGGCGUUGCUUAUGCAGUACCUGAAGACUUCAGUCUCCUAUACAUUUGAAAAGGCUGUUCAAGAGUGUGAGACGUUCUCAUACUAUGACGAGCUCGUGUUUCUAUACUCUAAAACGGGCCAAAUGAAACGAGCUCUGUACCUCAUCAUCGAUCGUCUAAAGAAUGUUCACAAAGCAAUUGAGUUUGCUAAAGAACAGGACGACCCUGACCUAUGGGAAGACCUACUUAAAUACAGCAUGGACAAACCCAGCUUCAUUCGAGGUCUGCUGGAGCAAGUCGGUACAGCUAUCAACCCAAUUACUGUAGUGCAGCGAAUUCCUGAGGGACUUGAGAUUGAGGGUCUCCGGGAGGGGCUUACGCACAUGAUGAAGGAACACGAGAUCCAGUACAGUAUUAGUUCGGGCGUUGCAAGAGUCCUUCGCAGCGAGGUUGCCACGGCGCAGAACGAGCUUCGAGCUGGUCAACGUAAGGGUAUCAAGUUCGAGGUAGUUAUUCAGGAACAGGAACAUGUGGAUAUACAAGUGAAGGAUGUUUCCACGGACCCCGACAACCCAGAACCCAACCCUUCUCACCCAUCUACGGCCCAUGAUCACAGAGUGCCGAAACCGGGACACUGCGCAAGAUGUCAUGAACCAUUUACAGAGUUCGAGAUGGAAACAUUAGUUGGGUAUGCUUGUGGGCAUGUGUUUCACGCAAUGGCUCUGAGGAGGGAAGUCGGUACUCCAUAG
Molecule: messenger RNA, 3888 nt
Organism: Fusarium tjaetaba
Lineage: Eukaryota; Fungi; Ascomycota; Sordariomycetes; Hypocreales; Nectriaceae
Product: vacuolar assembly protein
Exons: 6
Coding region: 1-3888 (1295 amino acids)
Biological process (GO): vesicle-mediated transport; protein targeting to vacuole; cellular response to starvation
Cellular component (GO): HOPS complex; late endosome
Molecular function (GO): protein binding
Source: RefSeq, a predicted model, not a curated record